This is a messenger RNA of Armigeres subalbatus, 2332 nucleotides long. It is a transcript of the gene Septin2, whose product is annotated as septin-2. Gene Ontology annotation, molecular function: molecular adaptor activity; GTPase activity; GTP binding. Gene Ontology annotation, biological process: intracellular protein localization; cytoskeleton-dependent cytokinesis. The record is from RefSeq and is a predicted model, not a curated record. Gene Ontology annotation, cellular component: septin ring; septin complex; cell division site. The transcript has 4 exons. Bases 85 to 1341 code for a protein of 418 amino acids. NCBI's taxonomy places the organism in Eukaryota, Metazoa, Arthropoda, Insecta, Diptera, Culicidae.
UGGCAACCCUGCGCAUGAUGGGACCUUUCUGUUUUUAAAACCCGCUGUCAUCAUCUUUGCUGAUUCAGUCUUCAGUGAAUCAUUAUGGCGGCCGCAGACGUUGAAGUGCAAAAGCACGAGCUCCCCCGAACGUUGAAACUGUCCGGCCAUGUCGGGUUCGACAGCAUGCCGGACCAGCUGGUCAGCAAGAGCGUCCAGAAUGGGUUCGUGUUCAACAUCCUGUGCAUCGGAGAAACCGGUCUCGGCAAGUCCACCCUGAUGGACUCGUUGUUCAACACGAACUUCGAAUCUCAACCGAGCCCGCACUCGUUGCCGAACGUAAAGUUGAAGGCCCAUACGUACGAGCUGCAGGAGAGCAUGGUCAGACUGAAGUUGACGAUCUGUGACACCGUUGGAUAUGGAGAUCAAAUCAAUAAAGACGACUCGUUCAAAUCUGUGGUCGAUUACAUCGAUCAGCAGUUCGAAACUUUCUUACAAGAGGAGCUCAAAAUUAAACGGUCGUUGGCUUCGUAUCACGACAGUCGUACGCACAUUUGUCUUUAUUUUAUAUGCCCAACAGGGCAUGGCUUGAAGUCGCUGGAUUUGGUUUGCAUGAAGAAGUUGGAUUCGAAAGUCAAUAUCAUUCCGAUUAUUGCCAAAGCAGAUACCAUUUCCAAGACGGAAUUGUCCAAAUUCAAAGCCAAAAUAAACGACGAGCUGAGGAAUAAUGGAGUUCAGAUUUACCACUUCCCAACAGACGACGAAUCAGUAGCGGAAAUCAACUCCACCAUGAACUCACACAUUCCGUUCGCUGUGGUGGGCAGCACGGAUUUUGUCCGCGUUGGAAACAAAACUGUUCGAGCGCGCCAGUAUCCAUGGGGCACGGUACAGGUCGAAAACGAGGCUCAUUGUGACUUUGUCAAGCUUCGAGAAAUGCUGAUCCGUACCAAUAUGGAGGAUAUGCGCGAGAAGACGCACACGAGACACUACGAACUCUAUCGCCAGAAGCGUCUGGAGCAGAUGGGAUUCACCGAUGUCGACAGUGAUAACAAACCAGUUUCGUUCCAACAGACGUUCGAAGCCAAGCGGAGCAACCAUCUUGCCGAAUUACAGGCCAAGGAGGACGAGGUUCGGCAAAUGUUUGUCGUUCGUGUGAAGGAAAAGGAGGCGGAGCUUAAAGAAAGCGAGAAAGAUCUGCAUGCCAAGUUUGAUAAACUAAAGAAAGAUCAUGCUGAGGAAAAACGCAAACUGGAAGAAUCUCGAAAGAAGCUAGAAGAGGAAUUUGUUGAAUUUAAUCGCCGCAAGUCACAAAUGGCUGCUUCGCAUCACACUCUUACGCUGGGUAAGAGCAAAAAGAAAUGAAACUUGUAGAUAACCGGACGAACGACUCCUUAGAUUCUUCUUCGAUGAAGAAAAAUGUCGUCAUUUUAAUUCCACCACUACCGAAUUCCGAAUUUCUACCGGUCCCAUCAAAUGCUAAAAUGCUUGAGGUAAGUUGUAUAGCCUGUGCUUCUCAAUAGUAAACUUCAUCGUGAAUUUUAGAAAGUCUAGUGCUUUAACUUGUUUUAUUCUUAUGUGAUCAGUCCAACUGAUACACCGAACGCCAAAAGACCAACGUAGCUGCAAAGUGCAUAUAAAAUCCAUGAUUUUCCAUUCUUGUAAGUACAAAGUAUUUGAGAGUUUUCAAAAAAUACGGUUCAAAUUCAGCACAGUCACAGACAAUUUCAUCUUGAUGUGAAACUCUAAUCAUGUAGCUUAAUAAUAGUAAUUUUUAAAUAGCAAAAAUUGCAUAUUUUUAACGGUCGCUAAGCUUCAAAUUCCGAUUAAAUAUAACGCACAGUACAAUCUCACCGAACGAAUCAUUUCGGUGUUGAUAGGUGAGAAUUUGAAAACUCGUGCGUCACAAAAAAAGCUUAAAGACAGCUGGCAAGUUAAAUACGAAAUUGUCUAGAUAAAUAGCACAACAAUUAUAAUACAAAUAAUGUUUUAUGACAAAAACUGCAAACACUAUGAUGGCACUCAAGAAUAGAACAAGCAAUGGGCUACAAACUAUAUCGAUCGAGUUAUAUCUGUCACAUAAUAUAUAGGAUUCCAUCUUAUCAGAUAACAAGUGGUAGUCUUCACUACUUCCAAAAUAUGUGCAUUUAGGUUGAUUUGAAUUACGUCAGGAGUAUUCUCAAAUUGUACUUGGAUCAUGACCAUUUUCAUUAUUUUUAACAUUCUUAUCUUCAUUCAAAAACUUUUCAUGAGAAAUAUAUUAGUUUUAAACGUUCUAGGUUUAAAUAAUUUAAAGAUGCAGUGGCUCUCCCAAAUAUAUAUUAUAUGGUCUACGUAUAUUCUAUAACUGAUAUAA